UGAGAGCUGCUGGCAAAGCUUAAGUCCAGGCGUGCUGAGAGGAGAGAGAGAGAGAGAGAGAAAGAGAAAGAGGAAAACAGAAGCUGGUGGGGAGAGGAAUAGCAGAAACAAGACCAGAGACGACUGAAUUGGACAACUUCUGAGACACUUGUUAUUAGUAUAUAUCUGACACGGAGCUUCCUCUUUAUCUGGAUAACGAGUUCCAGCUCCAGACGGCUCCACACUCUGCUGCUGCUGCUGAGGACAUCUCCAUCCACUCUGCCGUCCACUCUGAAGCAUGCACUGGCAUCCUGGCCACCCCCGCCGCUGAUGCAGGUGGUCAGCAUGAUCUCCCAGUACCCUCUGGCCACCCUGCUGCCCUGGCCCGCCAGCCCCCAGAGCCACCACGGCCCUGACCUGGAAUGCACCUUACUGCUGGAGGGGGAGGGAGGUGUCGCCCUGCAGAGGUACCAGCCUCGCUACCCGGAGAGCAGCCCCCACCACUGGAGCUCGGUGCAGGACUGGGGGGAGGAAGUUGAGGAAGGAGCCAUCUACAACGUGACACUGAAGAGGGUUCAGAUUCAGCAGGCGGCCAACAAGGGAGCGAGAUGGCUGGGGGCGGAGGGCGAUCGCCUACCUCCCGGCCACACGGUGAGCCAGCUGGAGACCUGCAAAAUCAGAAGCAUCCGUGCCGGAACUCUGGAGCGCCUGGUGGAGACGUUAUUGACGGCAUUCGGAGACAAUGACCUCACCUACACCUCCAUCUUCCUCUCCACCUACAGAGCCUUUGCCAGCACGCAGACUGUCCUGCAGCUUCUGCUGGACCGGUAUGGAAGUGUGGAGGAAAAUGGGCAGGAUGGAGACACAUGUUAUAGCUCUGAAAGCAACAGAGCCAUCAGAAAUGCUUUGGCUUCUAUCCUGCGUGCCUGGCUGGAUCAGUGUCCUGAAGACUUCCAGGAGCCUCCAGACUACCCGUGCCUCCACAGGCUGAUGGGGUACCUGCGCAGGGCUCUGCCGGGCUCUGAGGCUCUGAGACGGGCGGAGGGUCUGCUGGAGCAGCUGCGGGGUCAGGCCAGCGUCGAUGAGACUGAAGCUGGUUUUCACGGCAACAGUUCUUUCUGCCUCGGGGAAGAGGAGGAAGUGGAGAUUGAGGUCCAAGAGGACUUCCUGUCGUUUGAGGCGGACCUGGUGGCUGAGCAGUUGACCUACAUGGAUGCGCUGCUGUUUAAAAAGGUUGUACCCCACCACUGCCUGGGCUCCAUCUGGUCUCAGAGGGACAAGAAGGACAACAAGCACAGCGCCCCCACCAUCCGGGCCACCAUCACUCAGUUCAACGCCGUGGCGGCCUGCGUGGUCAGGACGGUGCUGAGGCACCGGCAGCUCAGGCCACACGUCAGGGCGCGGGUCAUACAGCGCUGGAUCGACAUUGCUCAGGAGUGUCGAAUACGCAAAAACUUUUCAUCCCUGCGAGCCAUCGUGUCGGCGCUGCAGUCCAAUUCCUUGUACAGACUGAAAAGAGUUUGGGCCUGUGUGCACAAAGACAGCAUGCAGACAUUUGAGGAGCUCUCGGACAUCUUCUCUGACCACAACAACUACCUGACCAGCAGAGAGCUUCUCAUGAGGGAAGGUACUUCAAAGUUUGCCAGUCUGGAGAGUUGUGCCAAGGAGCACCAGAAACGGACCCACAAGAGAUUACAGCUGCAGAAAGAAAUGGGAGCGAUGCAAGGAACGAUACCGUACCUGGGGACCUUUCUUACCGACCUGACCAUGCUGGACACGGCCUUGCCUGACUUUGUGGAGGGCGGUCUGAUUAAUUUUGAGAAGAGACGCAGGGAGUUUGAGGUGAUAGCUCAGAUCAAGCUGCUCCAGUCGGCCUGCAACAGCUACUGCCUGACGGGGGACCCGGCUUUCCUCCACUGGUUUAAGAGCCAGCCUCAGCUCAGCGAAGAGGAGAGCUACGCCUUGUCUUGUGAGAUUGAAGGCCUUGGCGACAGCAGCCCGACUUCACCCAAACCCCGAAAAAGCAUGGUGAAGCGACUCAGCCUGCUGUUUCUUGGCACCGACAGUAAUGCCACCAGUUCCCCGGUCAGGGAGACGCCUCGCUCGCCUCCUACUGGCAGCUCGGGGGAGAGCAUGGACUCGGUCAGCGUGUCGUCCAGCGACUCCAGCAGCCCGUCAGACAGCGAGGGACUCGCCACCCCAACGCACACCUCCGAGUCCCAUCAAAACAAGCUGUCAGAAUCCUCCUCCUGUACUUCACUCCACUCCAUGGACACUAACUCCUCGACAGCCAGUGUCUCCGUGACUCCUGCUUCUCCCCCGCUCCCCGGACCCUCCUCCUGCACCCACAGACGCUGCAUCUCCCUCACGCCCAUGUCCCCCAGCUCCCCGUGCCAGAGCCCGGCCUACAACACCCAAGCGCAAGACGCGUGCAUCAUCAGAGUCAGCCUGGAGCACGGCAACGGGAACCUGUACAAGAGCAUUCUGUUAACUAAUCAAGACAAGACCCCGGCUGUGAUUUCGAGAGCCAUGGCGAAGCACAACCUGGAGGUGGAGCCGGAGGACGGAUACGAGCUGGUGCAGGUCAUCUCUGAGGAGAAAGAGUUGGUGAUUCCUGACAACGCUAAUGUCUUUUAUGCCAUGAACACGUCGGCGAACUAUGACUUCCUGCUGCGCGUGCGGGGCUCAGCGGGUCGGCCGGUCCAGCUGCGUAGCCGCUGCAGCUCCACUCUCCCUCGGGCCCAGCAUCGCUCCAGCCUCUCCCUCAGACUCAGUAAGGUCACUCUGUGACCCGUCAGUGUCUCAAAACACCGCCAGGCCAGGCCAGCGUUGUGCAAACCACAGUGAUGGAUGGAUUUAGAAAAAAAUUAAAAUAAGAAAUAAAAACAGGAGCUCUGGAUGAUUCAAUGUGAAACCGCUGCAUUUUAACGAGCUCCGGGACUCUGUGACUCGAACAUUUGGUCCUCGUGGUGAACUGUGCCAUGAACUGCUCGGCGUGAGCGUGGAACAUGGACGUGUAGUGUGCCUGCUGUGCUGGUGGGACCGAACAGUGAACUCUCGGUGCAUGUGACGGUGCACCACAGCGACCCCAAGUGGCCUCCAGUUUUUACAGCAUCUUUUCUUCUUCUUUUUUUUUUUUUUUUUUUUGCACAUGUGGGAGCAGCCAGACUCCUGACCUCCAACAGUAUUCUGAUGUUGAAUGAUUUCCUUUCUGUCCUGUGGUGUCUCUGUAGCUAAAGCUUUACUUUUCUCAUAACAGAAGAGUGACGAAUGCAGAAAUAGAAGACAAGCGGACUGAGUGUUCAGUCCUGUUGGCAUUGUGAAUGAAUGAAUGAAUGGAUGGAUGAAUGAAUGAAUGCUUGACUGAAUGAAUGGAUGGAUGGAUAGAUGGAUGGACCUCUAACAGUAUUCUGAAUGAUAUAAAAUGAUUGACAGGAGCUGUGAUGUCAGUAUUUUUCCCAGUCAGGCAUCUUUACCAGCCCCUGUCUGGCUUGUGCACAGUGUGUGCAGCGUUGUGUGUUUGUGUGUGUUCUACCUUCGUCAUAUUGGGAGCUGCGUGACGAAUGCAGACCUAAGUGCAUUCUGACUGGUUCCAGUACUUGGUUUUAUCAAGUCCUCUCCAAAUAUUGAAAUGGCCUUACCUACCCUAACUGUAGGGUGUAGAGAUGCAGCUCCUGUGGCUUUCUUUCUCGCUUAGAAAGGUUUUCCUUUGCUUUUCCAGUGAUGGAAGAACAAGAACAGAAGUAAUGAGUAAUGAAAUAGAAAGCAUUAUUCAAAGUUGUCCCAGACUGAUGCCUUUUUGUACCUCUUUACCUUUCAUUAUAUGAACUUUAGCGUUGCACUUGUAAGUUGGCAAGAGAUGCCAAUGGGAGGAUAUGAAGAUGGAAAAUGAACAAACUGCUCUGUAAGUGGUAUUGUUUUACUCCCUCUUCUUCAUGAAACAAGUUACUAUUUUAUUUUUUAAUUGUUGCUUCAUAUAUAUAUAUAUAUAUAUAUAUAUAUAUAUAUAUAUAUAUAUAUAUAUAUAUAUAUAUAUAUAUUUGUGACACUGUUCAAGCCAGAAGUGUAUUCCCGUAUUUGGUGUGAUAAGAGGAUGGUUAACAUAAUUGUAAGCGCCAGAUCUGACUGUGGUAGAUUUGGAGAUGCUUUAUUUCAGUCUACCCUCAAAAGCAGCAUCCAUUUGUUUUCACUCCUUCAACACACUUGUUUUCACUCCACUUUCAUUCAUGUGCUCCUUUGUGGUCAUGGUUGUGAAUACAUAGCAGUCCAAACUGUUUAUGUUCUCUGGUUCUGUUACUCUCAGACAACGCUCAACUCUUUUGGACUAUUAAUGGGCCAGUUGUCGCAGUCAUUGCCUCUUCAUUCAGCACUUCCUCAUCCUCAUUUGUUCUCUACUGCCAAAGACUCCUCCUCCAAAUGAAUAAAUAAAUUAUUAUCAUUAUUAUGA
Messenger RNA from Cololabis saira (Pacific saury), 4426 nucleotides. It is a transcript of the gene rgl1, whose product is annotated as ral guanine nucleotide dissociation stimulator-like 1. The transcript has 18 exons. Gene Ontology annotation, biological process: Ras protein signal transduction; positive regulation of GTPase activity. Gene Ontology annotation, cellular component: plasma membrane. The record is from RefSeq and is a predicted model, not a curated record. Bases 310 to 2769 code for a protein of 819 amino acids. NCBI's taxonomy places the organism in Eukaryota, Metazoa, Chordata, Actinopteri, Beloniformes, Belonidae. Gene Ontology annotation, molecular function: guanyl-nucleotide exchange factor activity.